UACACACAUAUAUCACAAUUCAUUCAACAAUGUUCCAGUUCCAGCCGAUGAGCCUCGAGCCGCACAUGGUAGGCACCCAUCAUAGCUACUUUAUAAAAUGCAAUAGCGCCUAUUUUUGGGAUGCAGACAUUUACAAAUCCACGCAUCCAUAACACUAAUCCACAACCAAUCGACAAAUCACUUUGCUUUACUGUUAUUCUUCUAUAGCCUCCCAUGCCUACAUUUGGCAGACGUCCUAGUGUGACAAACACCCAGCUCUACAACACUUCAUCAUACAAGUACGCAAUCUUUGAUCUGGACAAAACUAGCAAGGAGGUCUACUCGCCAGCCAACACAAACAACGACGACUUUGCCUCAUUGAGAUCAUUCCUCCCUGUAUACAACUGCUGCUACGCCGUCUACAAACUGACCUUUGUCAAAAAUAUGCGGUCAACGAGCGUUGUUAUUUUUUACACCUGGCUGCCUGCUGAGGCUGCGGAGGCCGAGAAGCAGCGGUAUUUGGCAAACUCUAACGAGGUUGCUCAGCAGCUGAGCCACUAUGACUUUAAGUUCGAGUGCACAGAGUGGCGGGAAUUCCAGCAUUUCAUUGCUGUUUCAAAGGUCAACCGGUAUAUGAAAACCAUUUACAAGUGAGCAGUUCGAGGGGAGGGGGAGCCAGUCUAUUUUUACUAU
Kickxella alabastrina is the source of this 672-nucleotide messenger RNA. RefSeq lists its product as uncharacterized. Gene Ontology annotation, biological process: actin filament depolymerization. Gene Ontology annotation, molecular function: actin filament binding. The record is from RefSeq and is a predicted model, not a curated record. The transcript has a single exon. Lineage: Eukaryota; Fungi; Kickxellomycota; Kickxellomycetes; Kickxellales; Kickxellaceae. Gene Ontology annotation, cellular component: actin cytoskeleton; cytoplasm. Bases 214 to 633 code for a protein of 139 amino acids.